Molecule: messenger RNA, 3244 nt
Organism: Acomys russatus (golden spiny mouse)
Lineage: Eukaryota; Metazoa; Chordata; Mammalia; Rodentia; Muridae
Product: KIAA0930 ortholog
Exons: 10
Coding region: 84-1301 (405 amino acids)
Source: RefSeq, a predicted model, not a curated record
UCCGGGCUGGGCCGUCCGCGCAGCCGGCGGCCUCCCGGGAGCCGGCGGACGGCGCCGAGGCGGAGGAGCGCUCGUUGCAGCACAUGCUGCGCGCCAUAGCCGAGGAGCGCGGUCGUCUUAGCCUACGCCGCGAGGUCUGCGGCCUGGGGUGCUUCAAGGAUGACCGUAUUGUCUUCUGGACGUGGAUGUUCUCAACCUACUUCAUGGAGAAACUGGCCCCCAGGCAGGACGACAUGCUUUUCUACGUGCGCAGGAAGCGGGCCUACCCGGGCAGUGAGAGCAGUGUCGAUGGGAGGAAGGCUGAGGCUGAGCCCAAAGUGGAGGUAGAAGUGUACAGGAGGGACUCCAAGAAGCUUCCAGGCCUGGGCGAUCCUGACAUCGACUGGGAAGAGAGUGUCUGCCUGAACCUCAUCCUGCAGAAGCUGGACUACAUGGUAACCUGUGCUGUGUGUACGCGUGCCGACGGGGGCGACAUUCACAUCCAUAGGAAGAAGUCCCAACAAGUGUUUGCCUCCCCCAGCAAACACCCCAUGGACAGCAAAGGGGAAGAGUCCAAGAUGAGCUACCCCAACAUCUUCUUCAUGAUUGACAGCUUCGAGGAGGUAUUCAGUGACAUGACUGUGGGGGAAGGAGAGAUGGUCUGUGUUGAGCUGGUGGCCAGUGACAAAACCAACACGUUCCAGGGCGUCAUCUUUCAGGGCUCCAUCCGCUACGAGGCGCUCAAGAAGGUGUAUGACAACCGCGUGAGUGUGGCCGCUCGCAUGGCCCAGAAGAUGUCAUUUGGCUUCUACAAGUACAACAAUAUGGAGUUUGUGCGCAUGAAGGGGCCUCAGGGCAAGGGCCAUGCGGAGAUGGCAGUCAGCCGUGUGUCUACCGGUGACACGUCCCCCUGUGGGACCGAAGAAGACUCAAGCCCAGCUUCGCCCAUGCAUGAGCGGGUGACCUCCUUUAGCACCCCGCCCACCCCGGAGCGAAACAACCGGCCUGCCUUCUUCUCCCCGUCCCUCAAGAGGAAGGUGCCUCGGAACCGCAUUGCAGAGAUGAAGAAGUCGCACUCGGCUAACGACAGCGAGGAGUUCUUCCGAGAGGACGGCGGUGGAGCUGACCUGCACAAUGCCACCAAUCUGCGGUCUCGAUCCCUGUCUGGCACAGGACGGUCCCUGGUCGGGUCCUGGCUGAAGCUGAAUCGAGCUGAUGGAAACUUCCUUCUCUAUGCACACUUGACCUAUGUCACCUUGCCACUGCAUCGGAUCUUAACAGACAUCCUGGAAGUACGGCAGAAACCCAUCUUGAUGACCUAGUGUAUAUGGAGCCUGCACGGAGCCCCGGCCCUGCCUGGCCCUGGGAAUGCUGCCAAGUGCCUACCUGUCACCGCCACCGGGGUCUUCUGUGACAAGCCAGCGCUGGAGCCACAGCCAGGCAGGGCCCCUUGACUCCCGGGGCCAGGGCCGACUCCAUGAACACCAGCCCAAACUGAAGUGCCUCGUCUUCCUCCCUCGCUGGCUCUGCUCCUACCCUGUGCCCGCGCUUGGCCCCCUCAGCCCAUCUCUGGAGAGCCUUCUGCUUCCAAAGAGGGCUAGAGAAACCAAGAGGUCAUAGAGAGCGUGAAGGGUUGCCAGCUUCCAGAAUGUUCUUAGGCCUCCUGACCUCGGUUCCCAUACCCCUGCUGGGGCUCUGUGCCAGGCCGCUGUCCACACAUCCUACACAAAGCCAGUUGAAGAUUUUGUAAUGCAGUCCUGACGAUCUUCAGCUCCUGAUCCAGUCCCAACUUGUUCUCCCAUAGUUACUGCUUGUCGCAGUGGGUUCCAGCUGCGGGUCGGAGAACGCGAGCUGUUUGUCGUCUGGGAAUACCUCGCCCCACACCCAGCUCCAGAAUGGGUCUCAAAUCUCCAGCUGGGCAGACAGGCCCCAAUCCCCCAGAAUGGGCUUUGCUUCCAUCCAAAGAACACCGCCAACACACACACCCGACCCCGAGAUGUUGUACACGUCAGUCUCCGUUGGAGGGACACAGAAUUCGGUUCUGAAGGAAAGUGGGAGGGUAUUUUUGCUGAGGGAUGUCUGAUGGCGGACUGGGGUGGAAUCCUCCUAGAAAGGUUGGAGGCCCUGGGGCCAGAGUUCAGAUCCAGGGUGGUGCUGUCCUGUCAGCCCCUGUGCUUUGGUCAGCAUGCUAGUCUUGUCUUCAGCCUGGCUUCUUAGGCAGAGAGGAGCAGAGCAGGCUGCCCAUGAGCCUGCAUUGUCCUCGGUGGGUGCAAAUUUUGGCUGUGUGGGUCACUGACCCAAGCCUCACCAUGGCAGCGAGCUCUACUUGAGACCUCUACCUGAGUGGAAUAUACUGGAAGCUGGGCUUCCUGCUGCCACCGAGUUUAGUGCUCCGGGUUCUGGAGAACUGAGCUGUGUGUGUAGAGCUUGGCCCCUCUGGGCUGGAGAGCAGGCACAGGAGCAUGGCUCUCCUGUCUGGCUCCAUUCCUUGGUCUCUGGGAGUGGGGACUACUUUGGGGCUUUCUCUAGAUUUUGUAUGUUGUUAUUAAAAAGCGAGCUAUUGCGUUUCAUUCUGCCUCAGUUUGCCCACCUGUAAAAUGGGGCUGAUACCACCUACCUCACUGAAGUCUCCAGGUUCAAGUGCAUGGCUGGGUCAGGGUUUGCUCACCUGUCACUCUGCAUAGCUCCGGUUGGGUCUUAGGAGUGGGUGUUAGAUGGUGAGGAAGCUUGCUUUCCUGCCUGCUCUGAAAUAACACCUUCCAAAGGGACGAGUAGCGCGUGUGCUUAGACACUGCUAUUCUGCCAGAGCCCAGGUCUCUGUUCUAAUCUAACCAUCAAAGCUGACUUGCAUUCUGCCCUGGCAUGCCAGAGUACCUCAGGCCUGUGGGUGUGGCCCUGAAGUCUAGGGUAGCCAUUUCUCCUGAGGUGUGAAUGCUGUCCCCCAGUUGUUUCUAUGGAGGUCACAACCUGCCAUUUCAGGAUCUGGCCAUUGUGGGGUCUGAACAUUCUUGGGGAUAAAUACAGCCAAGUGUGUCUUCUGUGGGUGAGUGAGGCAGUCUAGACCCAUAGGCCAGGGUCAAUGAGGCAGGCCAGGUUGAGAGGCCUAAGAACAUUCUGGAUUCCCUCCCCCAGAGCGCAGCCAUGCUCUCUUGGCUGGGCUUGGGCAAGGCUAGCUCCUCUCAGCUGGGGUAACUGUGUAUAAGCGCAUCCCAAGCUGUAGGAAGGUAGUCUGUACCUUGGAAUUUGGCUCUCUGUGGCACAGAUU